UAACAUGGGAGGAAGGAACCUGAGGUCGGAGUGCUGAAUUAAACCCUGAGCGUGUGUUUACGGAAUCCGUGUUUACACACACAGAGACAACCAGGGACCAGCGAGGGCCUUUUGGUGGAUAAUAUCGUGGGAAAGCAGAUCCUUUUCACCACAGUGCCAUGGAGUUUCCAGACCUGGGCGAACACUGUUCAGAGAAAUCCUGCAAGCGCCUGGAUUUCCUGCCGAUGAGAUGUGACGCCUGUGAAGGGAUUUUCUGUAAAGACCACAUAACUUAUGCAAGUCACAAGUGUACUUCAUCGUAUAAAAAGGAUGUCCAGGUCCCAGUGUGUCCACUGUGUAAUACUCCCAUUCCGAUUAAAAGAGGGGAAAUGCCAGACAUUAAAGUUGGAGAGCACAUAGACCGUGACUGCAAGUCCGAUCCUGCACAGAGGAAAAGAAAGAUUUUUACAAAUAAGUGCUCUAAGGGAGGCUGCAAGCAGAAGGAGAUGAUUCAUGUAACAUGUGACCAAUGCCACUUGAACUACUGUCUUAAGCACAGACAUCCACUGGACCAUGAUUGUAAGACUGAUGGCAAACCAGUCUCUAAAUCAGGACAUGCUGCUUUAAUGAGAGCUCAGGGUGCCUCCAGCGGUACUGCUGCAGGCUCAUCCAUUAUAGGGAGCUUGACUGGAGCAGGGCGACCAGCUCGUGCUCAGAAUAGUAGUGCACAAAGGACUCCAGCCCCUUCUGUGGUUUCCCCUGCGGCACAGAAUGUAAUACCUUCAUCAGCAUCCUAUCAGGCUGGACUGACAGAUGAGCAGGCUCUCCAGCGUGCAUUAGAGAUGUCACUGGCUGAAACGGCCCGAAAUACGCCGACUGUGCUCAGUCCUCAGGAGCAGGAGGAUCUGGCCCUGGCUCAGGCCCUUGCUGCUAGUGAGGAAGAAUACCAACGACAGCAGCAGAGACAACAGGGGAGGGAUUCCAAGCAGUCUAACUGUCGUCUGUCUUAAAUUCGGAUCAUGCUGACCUGAUGCAAUCGGCCUCAUUUUCAACAGAGUAUACCAAUAAUCUGAAUGGAUAACUUAUCUACCCAGCACACAAACCUCUGGGUCUGCCAAUGCAAUUAUUUUUCAGACUGAGCUUUAUGUACAUAUUUUAUAUAGUGACAAUGUUAAUCAAUAUUCAUUGUAGAAGUUUCUGAAAAUAAAUUAUUUUAAACA
Messenger RNA from Neoarius graeffei (lesser salmon catfish), 1199 nucleotides. It is a transcript of the gene zfand2a, whose product is annotated as zinc finger, AN1-type domain 2A. The record is from RefSeq and is a predicted model, not a curated record. Gene Ontology annotation, molecular function: zinc ion binding. The coding region runs from base 159 to 989 and encodes 276 amino acids. Gene Ontology annotation, cellular component: cytoplasm; endoplasmic reticulum. Lineage: Eukaryota; Metazoa; Chordata; Actinopteri; Siluriformes; Ariidae. The transcript is spliced from 10 exons. Gene Ontology annotation, biological process: protein targeting to ER; proteasome-mediated ubiquitin-dependent protein catabolic process.